GCGCGGGCACGUGAGCAUCCCUCCCGGAGCGCGCGCUCCCGGCCCCCAGCCCCGGAGUGGCUCCCGGCAGGGCUCCGCGCCGCGUCGCAGGCUGAGCAGGCGCAGCGCCGCGGCCUUUCUGCAGCCGAGCGGCGGCGGCGGUCAAGACAAAGAGGCGUGGGCAGGCCGCUGGGCCGGCUGGUGCCAUCGGUGCCAUCAUGGCAGAGAAAGUGAACAACUUCCCACCGUUGCCCAAAUUCAUCCCCCUGAAGCCAUGUUUCUACCAAGACUUUGAGGCAGACAUCCCUCCCCAGCAUCUCAGCAUGACCAAGCGCCUCUACUACCUCUGGAUGUUGAACAGCGUCACGCUGGCCGUGAACCUGGUGGGCUGUCUCGCGUGGCUGAUCGGAGGCGGGGGAGCCACCAACUUUGGCCUCGCCUUUCUCUGGCUCAUCCUCUUCACACCCUGCUCCUACGUCUGCUGGUUUCGGCCCAUUUACAAGGCCUUCAAGACUGACAGCUCCUUCAGCUUCAUGGCAUUCUUCUUUACCUUCAUGGCCCAGCUGGUCAUCAGCAUCAUCCAGGCCGUGGGCAUCCCAGGCUGGGGAGUCUGCGGCUGGAUCGCCACCAUCUCCUUCUUCGGAACAAAUGUUGGCUCAGCAGUGGUGAUGCUCAUUCCCACCAUCAUGUUCACGGUCGUGGCUGUGUUUUCCUUCAUCGCCCUCAGCAUGGUUCAUAAAUUCUACCGGGGCAGUGGGGGAAGUUUCAGCAAAGCUCAGGAGGAGUGGACCACGGGGGCUUGGAAGAACCCACACGUGCAGCAGGCGGCCCAGAACGCAGCCAUGGGGGCGGCCCAGGGGGCCAUGAAUCAGCCGCAGACUCAAUACUCCGCCACCCCCAACUACACAUAUUCCAAUGAGAUGUGAGCCAUCCACGCCUACCAGGAGGGCAGGGCUGGGGGUCAGUGGGCCGGGGACUCAAGCCACAUUGUCUGUUGUGGUAACCAAGCAGGGUUCCUCCCUCCCUUUUCUCCUCCCCACCUUUGUACAAAGAAUCAGAGUUAUAUAUAUAUAACUCCCCCUUCCCCCACUCCUUCGGAUUCUGCUCUCAGCGCCCCGAGAGCUGUGGGCUGCACGUGGAGCUGUCCCGUGCGGUGGUAGCUGUGUCCAUGUCCCCUUGUGAAAUAGUAUGCAGUGGAGGUCUCUGUUGUUGCGGUGCUAGAUGUAUGUUUAGAACUAAACCAGCCCCCACCCUCCACCAGGGUGCCCCCUCUGACCUUGGCCCAGGGACCCCUCAUGAACCAGGGGGAGGCAGAGCAGAAAGCCUGGCUCCUUCCCCAGGGUUAUGAGCUGAAACUGUCUCCACUUUUGAUGUCACUGGGAAGUAACAGUAUUUAGCACUCAUUGGGGUGGGGGGGUCGAUAGGAAGGUGGAGACAGGCUAGGGAUCUUCUUUGCUCUUCCUGAUCUGGUCUCCUCUCUCUUUCUCCUCCCUCCUCUCUUCCUGGUGUCAGAUUCCCUGUGCUUCUUUUCUUGCCCAGGGUCUCUCUCUUCCCCAUGUGGCUUAUCUUUGUCUUCCCCAAGGCUGAGUGUCCCAAUUGUAUCUGCUCCUGAGACUGAGCCCAUUCCCAAACCAAGGAAGUAGACAGGAGCUGAGCCUUAGGCGCCAUGUAGGAGGGCACACAGCUGGAGAUGCACAGCCUACCUGGGUACCCGACUCCCAGAAAGUGGAAAUGCAGGGUCAUCUCAGAGCUUGGCCUGCAGGAGUAGGCUCCUCUCUUCUCUGUCCUGCUUCCCCUCCUUCUCUUCCCAGAGCCCCCUUGAACUUCUCUGCCUGUGUCCCUCCCCAUACCCUCAGCUGCUAGCCUAGCCCCAUCCUAUGCUAAGUGGCAUCUGCCAUCCAUGAGGGCAGAUUCCACUGCCUUCUCUGAAGAGCUGGGUGGUGUCCAGGUAAUGUUCAGGUGUAAAGGUGCAACUGGAGCCAAGGAUAUAUAAAUAAUUAUUGGUCUCUGUGUGAGAUCUGGCUGGCCCAAGCCCACUGGGCAGGUACCAGCUAUCUCUGAAUGACCAUUGGAUUCCUAGGAGCAAAUAGCUGUUCUGCUUGGGUCUGGUAGAGUGGCAGGCUCAGAGGCUGGGAAGAUCGAAGGAGAAGGCAGACGGGGCCCAGUGAGAGGAGAGCAUGCCUCUUCCCACCCCAGCUUGCUUUUGGUCAUGGAGCAGUUCUGGGCAUUUGAACUCAGGCCCCGGAAGAAGCACAUGUCCAGUCCUGUCCACAAGCACAAUGGCUGGAAUGGGAUUUCAGGUUGGAUGGGGUGGGAGUAGAAGCCCUCUGGUUUGAUUUUUUGUUUUCAAAUCAAGAUUGCUUUUUCCCUUCUGCCUAUUAGACUUGUUUUUUGGCCCUUCCUCACCCUGUCAGGACCCCCUUUCCCUUGCAGGAUAGUGAUUUAAGGCCCGUGGGGAUGUUCUGUUCCAAGCAUUGUGAAAAUGUCCCUGGCUCUUUCUGAGUUCUGGAGGGAGUGGAUUCUCACCCAAGGAGCAGCUGCCUAUUUUCCAUCCUCCCAUCUCCUGCCUGGGCUAUUUGGCCUGCAAAAUGUAGCCAACCCAGCUUGGUCACUCUGGGCUGGCUCCAGCUUGGAACCCAACAUCUGGGCUUCCAGGUGCCAUCCUGAGCUUAGAGCUCCAGGCACUUCAUUUUCCUGUAAGGGGAGCCAAGACCUCUGAAAAGUUAUCUUCCUAAUGGUCCCUUAGGCUUGGGCCAGAAUAUGAUUGGCUCUCUGCCCUACCAUUUUCUCUCCAGAAAGCAGGUGUCACAGCCUCUAGUACCUAAGAAGAGACCCAAGGUCUAGGUUUUCUUCGCCUUUCCUCUCCCCUGCCCUAGACCUCUGGCUCCCUUUCUCUUAGUCUCUCUGGUAGCCCCAGGAGGCCUGUGGUAGAUCUCAUCCCUGUUGGAUGCCACCUGCAGUCAAUUUCCUGUCCCACCUGCCUCUCUUCUUUCCUGGCCCAGACCUAUAUGGCCAUGCCUUGGCUCUGUUCUUGGGAAGGCCUGCUACCUGUGUGGUGGCCUAGCUGGUCCAGGCCCUGGGAUGCUGCAUCUCCAGGCAACUAUGCACUUUCCUAGGGAGGGAACUAGUAUGAGAUAUGGGGGCUAGGCAUGAAUUCAUCUCUGCUGGAUGGUCUGGGUUGGGGGUGUGGUGGAGGAAGGCCCAGGUCAGUUCUGGGAAUCCUCAGGUCUGGCCAGCCAGUGAUCUGCUUUGCAUUUUACUGGUGCCUACUGCUCCUCCUUGUUUCUGGGAGACACAGACCAUUGUCCAACUGGCAGUUGACCUGCCUGAGCUAAUGUCUGUCUGUGGUAACUAAGUGAACCAUAAUAAAGGGGAACAUUUGGCCCUGUG
Molecule: messenger RNA, 3369 nt
Organism: Canis lupus familiaris (dog)
Lineage: Eukaryota; Metazoa; Chordata; Mammalia; Carnivora; Canidae
Gene: SCAMP5
Product: secretory carrier membrane protein 5
Exons: 7
Coding region: 198-905 (235 amino acids)
Biological process (GO): protein transport
Cellular component (GO): recycling endosome membrane; trans-Golgi network membrane
Source: RefSeq, a predicted model, not a curated record